Molecule: messenger RNA, 2685 nt
Organism: Trematomus bernacchii (emerald rockcod)
Lineage: Eukaryota; Metazoa; Chordata; Actinopteri; Perciformes; Nototheniidae
Gene: trim9
Product: tripartite motif containing 9
Exons: 11
Coding region: 38-2323 (761 amino acids)
Molecular function (GO): zinc ion binding; protein binding
Source: RefSeq, a predicted model, not a curated record
GCAGCUCAGUCCGGAUCUGUAAGCACCGACAGGAGCCAUGGACGAGAUGGAGGAAGAGCUGAAGUGCCCGGUGUGCGGCUCCUUCUUCCGGGAGCCCAUCAUCCUGCCCUGUUCCCACAACAUCUGUUCUGCGUGCGCGAGGAACAUCCUCGUGCAGACCCCCGACGCGGAUGACUCCCCGCAGAGCAGAUCUGGGGGGGACUAUGACUACCUGGACCUGGACAAGAUGAGCCUGUACAGCGAGGCGGACAGCGGGUACGGAUCCUACGGGGGCUUCGUGAGCGCGCCCACCACCCCGUGCCUGAAGUCUCCAAACGGGGUGCGCGUUUUCCCUCAGCCUCCUCCCCCCCAAAGCCUCCUGCAGCCCGGAUCCUUAGCCCAAAACCUCCUGCAGCCCGGAUCCUUAUCCCCGAACCUCCUGCAGUCCGGAUCCUUAUCCCCGAACCUUCUGCAGUCCGGAUCCUUAUCCCCGAACCUCCUGCAGCCCGGAUCUUUACCCCCCAUCCCCCGCAACUCCUGCAUCACAUGCCCGCAGUGCCACCGCAGCCUGAUCCUGGACGAGCGGGGUCUGCGCGGCUUCGCCAGGAACCGGGUCCUGGAGGGGGUGGUGGACCGGUACCAGCACAGCAAGGCGGCCGCGCUCCGGUGCCAGCUGUGCGAGAAGAGCCCCCCUCACGAGGCCACGGUGAUGUGCGAGCAGUGUGACGUCUUCUACUGCGACCCGUGCCGCGUGCGCUGCCACCCCCCGCGCGGCCCGCUCGCCAAACACCGCCUGGUUCCGCCCGCGCAGGGCCGGAUCAGCCGCCGCACGAGCCCCCGCAAAACCUCCACCUGCACGGAGCACGAGCUGGAGAACCUGAGCAUGUACUGCGUGCAGUGCAAGAUGCCCGUGUGCUACCAGUGUCUCGAGGAGGGCAAGCACGGGACGCAUGAGGUCAAAGCUCUUGGAGCCAUGUGGAAACUGCACAAGGGUCAGCUGUCUCAGGCUCUCACCGGACUCUCAGACCGAGCCACCGAAGCCAAAGACUUCCUGGUUCAGCUGAGGAACAUGGUGCAGCACAUCCAGGAGAACGGAGUGGAGUUCGAGGCGUGUCUCGUGGCUCAGUGCGACGCUCUCAUCGAGGCGCUGAACCGACGCAAAGCCCAGCUGCUGUCCCGGGUCACCAAGGAGCACGAGCACAAGCUCAACGUGGUGCGGGAUCAGAUCUCCCACUGCACGGUGAAGCUGCGUCAGACCACCGGCCUGAUGGAGUACUGCCUGGAGGUCAUCAAGGAGAACGACCCCAGUGGAUUCCUGCAGAUCUCGGACGCUCUGAUCCGGAGGGUGCACAUGACGGAGGGGCAGUGGGGGAAGGGAACCCUCACCCCCCGCAUGAACAGCGACUUCGACCUGACUCUGGACAGCAGCCCCCUCCUGCAGACCAUCCACCAGCUGGACUUUGUGCAGAUGAAAGUCCCGGCGGCCCCCAUGCUGCAGCUGGAGGAGUGCUGCACGCAGAACAACAGCGCCACGUUGUCAUGGAAACAACCGCCGCUGUCCACCAUCGCCGUGGACGGUUACAUCCUGGAGCUCGACGACGGAAACAUGGGGCACUUCAGGGAAGUGUACGUGGGCACGGAGACCAUCUGCACGGUGGACGGGCUUCACUUCAACAGCACCUACAAAGCCCGGGUGAAAGCGUUCAACAACAGCGGGCUGGGCCAGUACAGCAAGACCCUCGUCAUGCAGACCUCCGAGACUGGACUCCCUCCAUGUGAUAUUCAGUCUCUAGGCUCAGUCUCCUGGUUCACCUUCGACCCGGCCUCGGCCCACCAGGACAUCAUCCUGUCCAACGACAACCUGACGGUGUCGUGCAACAGCUACGAUGACAGGGUGGUUAUGGGUAAUUCUGCGUUGUCGCGCGGUGUUCACUACUGGGAGAUGACGGUCGAUCGCUAUGACAACCACCCCGACCCGGCGUUCGGCGUUGCCCGUAGCGACGUGCUGAAGGACGUCAUGCUGGGGAAGGACGACAAGGCCUGGUCGAUGUACGUCGACAACAACCGGUCCUGGUUCAUGCACAACAACUCACACACCAACAGGACGGACGGCGGCAUCAGUAAAGGAGCCACGAUAGGAAUCCUGAUGGACUUCACCCGAGGGAUCCUCAUCUUCCUCAUCAACGACGAGCAGCAGGGGCCGGUCGCCUUCCAGGGCCUGGAGGGCGUCUACUACCCCGCCAUCAGCCUCAACAGGAACGUACAGAUCACGCUGCACACUGGUCUGCCCAUCCCUGAUUUCUACACCACUGGGGAGGCAGAUCCGGCCAACUCGGCCUGCUGAACACUGACCGCGGCGGGGGAAAACUCUCCAGGAUUUCCCAGGGUUCAUCCUGCCUGUCAGUAACUAUAACCCCCCCCCCCCCUCCUCUCUGUAGGAGGCCCAAAGCCAUGCCUUUAUCAUGCAUAAACCUUGGACACUUGGACAAACUGCAGCUCUGAAAUGCACCGUGCUUUGAAAUCUGUUCUGUCGAGUUACAGUUAGUUAGAAAAUCCUGUUUCAAAAUAUGUGCAGUGAUCAUAAUAACCGCUUAAAGGUCCCCUAUUAUACUGUUUUUCAUCAAUAUAUCACAGGUCUCAGAUAUAUACAAAACAUGUCUCUGAAGUGUUUGGCUCCAAACACCAAUCAGAUCAUUGCAGCAUCCC